AUGGGUUUAUUUGCUCUGUUUUGUCUGUUGUUGUUCUAUUCGGUUUCUGGGAACGUUGUUGACUUUUUAGACAAGGGUCGACUUUUGGAGCUCAAGAACGCCAUUUUCGAUCCUCACAACAUGCUUUCAAGCUGGAAAUCUACAGCCCCGGAUCACUGUUCUUGGUUUGGAGUCACGUGCAACUCACAUGGUAGGGUUUCUGAGCUCAGGAUACCAGGAGGUGGGAAAUUGUCAAAUGUAAUUGGGAAGUUCUCGGAACUUAAGGUUUUGUCAAUUCCAUUUAAUCGAAUCGCCGGUGAGUUGCCUAAUGAAAUCUGGGGGUUAAAGAGUCUUGAAGUGAUCGACAUUGAAGGGAAUUUGAUUACCGGCGACUUAUCCAUGGUCGAUUUCUCCAAUUUGAAGAAGUUGCAGGUUCUUAAUUUAGGGUUUAACAGAUUAUCUGGGAAAAUCCACAAAUCAUUCGAAGAAUGUAAGAAUUUAAGCGUUCUAAAUCUCGCUGGAAACCGAAUCCAAGGGCCUCUUCCUGACGUUUUACCGGUGUUGCCGCCACAACCACGGCGGGCGCUUCAAGAUUCCAGGGGCAAUGACGGGAACAAAAAAGGAUUCAGUCCCUUUGAAUGGGUGUUUAUUUUAGUCGCAUCACUCAUUGUUCUAAUUCUUUUGGUUGUCAUCAUUGUCUACUUUUACAUGAGGAACCGGAGACGGAGUUCCCGAGUCGAUGGCAUCAACACCAUCCCAUCUCCGCCACGUUCCGGGAACGAACGCCUCGUGAUUUUCCGAGAGGUAGGGGUACCAUUAACUUUCAACAACGUCAUUGAAGCAACCGGGAACUUCACAUCAAGAAAUUGCAUCGGGAGCGGCGGUUUCGGGUCGACUUACCGAGCGGAGAUAUCUCCGGGAAUCACCGUCGCGGUGAAGCGUCUCACCGUCGAGAUGUGCCAAGGGGUUCCUCAAUUCAACGCCGAAAUCCGAACCCUAGGUCGAAUCCGACAUCCAAAUCUCAUAACAUUAAUCGGAUACUACGCGAGCCCGUCGGAAAUGUUUCUCGUUUACAACUAUCUCCCCGGCGGCAGCCUGGAAGAGCUUAUUCGGGACAAAAGAAACCAUGUAAUCGGUCUGAAAAUGGUUCACAAAAUCACAUUAGAUAUCGCCGGAGCUCUAGCUUUCCUACACGAUGACUAUAAACGGGCCUUGGAUCCGUCGUUUGCGAAAGAAGAUAAUGGGUACACAAUUGUGUUUUGGGCGAGGACGCUCCGGCGAGAGGGGCGGGCGGAGGAGGUUUUUACUGCCGGAAUGUGGGAGGCGGGACCGGAAAAUGUGCUGCUGGAUUUGUUGAAGUUGGGGUUGAUGUGCACGACGGAAUUACCUUCCGGGAGACCGACGAUGAGGCAAGUUGUAAGAAAAUUGAGGCAUAUUCAACGGACAAAGUACAUCUAUUCCCUGCUUUAUCGAUUCUUCCCUCUUUCUUUCUUCAAUUUGCUGCCAUCGAUCAAGAAAUCAUCGAGCGUCGAGUAUUCAAGAAACGCAGAGAAGCCCAGGAGCGGUCGAGUAUUCAACUGUUCUAUUCGAACCACCUUCAAUUCCUCUCCGGAACUUUUUCAGCGAUUUCUUCUCUCUGCUGCUUACAAUUACAAAUCCAGCAUGGCAGAAGGUUUUGGCAGAGUGAGACUCAAGGGUUGGCAGCAGGCUGCAGUUGCCCUUGGGUCUGCAGUUGGUGCAUUAGUGGAUCCAAGAAGAGCCGAUUUGAUAGCUGCUUUAGGGGAAACAACUGGAAAACCUGCUUUUCAAAGAGUUCUUCAAAGAAUGAAAUCAAACCCUCAAGGCAGAGAAAUACUAUUGGACAGGCCACGUGUCAUUUCUAAAAAUGUCGGGCACGCGUGGGACCUGCCCGAGAACACGUUUGGGGCAGCAUAUGCAAAGUUCAUGGGAUCAAGAAACUUCUCACCAGACGAUAGGCCACCUGUAAGGUUCAUGGAAACUGAUGAGCUGGCAUAUGUUGCCAUGCGUGCACGUGAAGUGCACGAUUUUUGGCACACCCUUUUUGGCCUUCCAACAAAUUUGAUUGGUGAGUCAGCAUUGAAAGUCAUAGAAUUUGAGCAAAUGUUGCUUCCGAUGUGUUUCUUGUCUGUUAUUGGUGGGACCGCUAGGUUUAGUGACAAGCAACGGGUGUUGUUUUAUCAUCAUUAUUUUCCUUGGGCAGUUCGGGCAGGUAUGAAAGCGACUGACCUUAUGUGUGUUUAUUAUGAGAAGCAUUUUGAUGAAGAUUUAGAGGAUGUGAGGAGGAGAUGGGGUAUCAUUCCGGCUCCUACUCAUUCUGUUUAACAGUAAGGAGGUGAGAAUCCAUAAAUCAGGGAUCAGGUAAAAAGACAAAGACUGCGCUUUACUUGCCCUAUGUUGGAUGCGGGACCGGCUAGAUUUUAUUAGGAGAUUUGGGAGAGUUGAAAUAAGGGGUUGUGUAAAAUAACUCAUUUGGGUUUUUUUUUUGUCUAUGGAUUUUGUUUUCCUAAAUAAAUAUUGUCCGAAGGUCGCAAACUUUUAUUUUUGUUUUUAAAAUACCA
Molecule: messenger RNA, 2558 nt
Organism: Lactuca virosa
Lineage: Eukaryota; Viridiplantae; Streptophyta; Magnoliopsida; Asterales; Asteraceae
Source: the annotation of a GenBank genome assembly